AUGAACUCGGACUCGGGGCGUCCCCCAGUCCCCCUGUGGCUGCUGGCGUCGCCUUUCGGGCUAUCUUUCGUCGCACUCAUGUUCAAGUCCCCCAUUGCCCGCAAGGCGAUGUUCCUCCCAAUCGUAGGCGCCGUUAUCCGCAUCACGGCCAUCGGGCUGUCACCGGGGGACUACGCCACGGCGUGCGCGCUCGCACUUCAGGUCUUCAAGAUGUGCGACUUCUUGGUGCUGACCGACGCGCAUCUUGAGCUGCGGCUGGUGGGUCAGACCGCCCCCAGCGCAGGCUCUUUGCCCCUGUUCGAACGUGCCAAAUGGGUGAUGCGGCUCCUCGCGAGCCCUCGUCUCAUCGGGUGGACAAGCGAACCCAAGAACGGCAGCAUACCUCCACGGCCAACGGAGACGUCGAGGAUUCGCUUUGCCAUUAAGCAAAUCAUGUACCUCGCCCUGCACCUCCUUACCGUGAAUAUACUGGGUAUCACGCUGAGGCUGAGUCCCGGGUUUUCGCAACAUGGACCUGGGUUGGCGGGGAGCGGAUGGGGGCGGCGGUCGGUAGAUGCACUUCAGUACUACGGGGUGGUGUGGACAUGGCUAACGAUUUCUCACCGUGUUUGGGUGUUGAUGCUGUUGAGUACGGGGAGGUGGAUGCCCUCUGACUUUCCACCGAUGUUUGCAUCUCUGGGAAACGCGUAUACGUUGCGUAGAUUCUGGGGGCAAACACACCAACAAAUGCUCCGCAGAGCGACCACAUCUCAUGGAAGCUUCGUUUCUGAUAAACUUCUCCGUCUUCCUCGUCACGGAAGGUUAUCCCGCUGCAUCCAACUCUACGUCGCCUUCUUCAUAUCAGGCGCCGUUCAUCACUGGGGCGACUACAUGAUAAUGCCGUUGAACGGACCCGGUUUGCGAGCGAGCGGGAGCAUGCAGUUCUUCCUCUUGCAAGCCGUAGCGAUACAUUGCGAAGACAUCAUGAUCUCCGCUGGAAGGAGAAUGGGGUGGAGCUUUGACCUCAAACCGACUUGGAGGAGAACGGCAUCGAGGAUCGUAGGGUGUGUAUACGUAUGGCAGUGGUUCACGUGGUGCCUCCCUAUCGGCAUGGACCCGCUGGUACGCUUCGGGAUGAUUGAGAACGGGGUGCAGGUACAGAUAAUUCAGGAAGCGUGUAAGUUCUUCGGGAAAGGAUGCCAUUUCUCUACCUAG
Molecule: messenger RNA, 1194 nt
Organism: Pleurotus ostreatus (oyster mushroom)
Lineage: Eukaryota; Fungi; Basidiomycota; Agaricomycetes; Agaricales; Pleurotaceae
Exons: 3
Coding region: 1-1194 (397 amino acids)
Biological process (GO): lipid metabolic process
Source: RefSeq, a predicted model, not a curated record